This is a messenger RNA of Cololabis saira (Pacific saury), 2567 nucleotides long. RefSeq names its product interleukin-18-like. The transcript is spliced from 5 exons. The record is from RefSeq and is a predicted model, not a curated record. Gene Ontology annotation, biological process: immune response; inflammatory response. Gene Ontology annotation, molecular function: cytokine activity. Lineage: Eukaryota; Metazoa; Chordata; Actinopteri; Beloniformes; Belonidae. Bases 376 to 792 code for a protein of 138 amino acids.
CAGCCUGGACCCGCCACCACUUGAACUUGAACCGUCCACCGCUGCAGCUCAGACCGUCCACCGCUGCAGCUCAGACCGUCCACCGGUCCCCGUCCAGACUCAACCUGCAGCCCGAUGGCCUCCAGCGACUGCCUGCCUCUCCAGUAUGUGGAUGUGUGUAAGGACGCCUUCUACUUCUCAAGUGAGUCUGUGUACUUGUGAGUGAAAUGUUGUUGUCCACACCGGAGCUCUGACCUCACCCCCGUUCUCUCCUUCCAUGUUUCCUCGCCAACGGUGCCGACUUCAGAGGUCCAAACAGAUAUCUGCACGGACGCUUUCCAGAUCUCCAGAACCAAGGUCUGCGUCUACAUCCAGAGCAGGGAGCAUAAGUUCCUGAUGAUCCACGACGCCAGCUGCGCUUUCCAGGUGGAGGACUUGGAUUCGGUGGAACGACAGAACCCUGACUGCAGGUUCCACAUCCAGCCUUACAAGGACUCCUCCCAUAAUCAGGGGAACCCCGUCAUGCUUUACGUCCAGAAGAACGACGAGAAGAUAAUGGUGUGCUGCCGUAACGACCGUGAAGUCUGCGCCAAGAAAAUGGAACCUCCCAAGAACAUCCAGGAUGAAGGACACGAGGCCUUGUUCUACCAGACAGAUGUCUGUGGGGACAUGUACAAGUUCAAGUCCACCAAGUACAAAGGAAGCUUUCUGGGGUUCGACUAUGACGAGAAUGAUCUGUAUAAACUAGUGUUGCUCAAACCUGCAGUAGACGAGGUGGAUGAACGUUGCCAUAUUAUUCAGCCUCUAGUUUAAACACGGUUACAUGAUGUUUUUUAAUUCGGAAUUAAUAAUUCAGAAUUAAACUAUUUUCCUUCCAGUUUACAUGGAAAUAGUAAUUCUGAAUUGAGGUUUACAUGGAAAACACGUUUGAUCGGCUUUCUCCAAUUCCUCUCCAGGUGUGGGGGUUGGGAAGGUUCUGAUUGGAUAGGGGGGGGACCGGAAGUUAAACUACCGGAAGUAAAACAAACUUAGCCGCUACAAGUCCUGCCAUCUGUUCUUUUAAUUAUUUCCAGGUCCUCCAAGCUAUUUAUUAAAUAAAUGGUCUCUGCUCUUGACCAGCGUUUACGGCGUGCUGCAUCUUGAAACUUUGUUUGGAAAACCAGCCCAGCGCGGAAUAUAAGCGUCAUGGAGACAGAAGGGCGCACUGAGUGGCAAAAACAGCUGCAACUAGUGGAGAAGACGGGAUAACAGCCGAUUAUCGGCUUAAAUUAGCAUCAGUUGGACUUGACAGUGACCCGUACAGUUACCAAGAACCAGUGGUCCAUGGACAUUAAUAUUUGGUACAGUUACCAAGAACCAGUGGUCCAUGGACAUUAAUAUUUGGUACAGUUACCAAGAACCAGUGGUCCAUGGACAUUAAUAUUUGGUACAGUUACCCCAAGAACCAGUGGUCCAUGGACAUUAAUAUUUGGUACAGUUACCAAGAACCAGUGGUCCAUGGACAUUAAUAUUUGGUACAGUUACCAAGAACCAGUGGUCCAUGGACAUUAAUAUUUGGUACAGUUACCAAGAACCAGUGGUCCAUGGACAUUAAUAUUUGGUACAGUUACCAAGAACCAGUGGUUCAUGGACAUGAAUAUUUGGCCACGAAUCCAGUUUCCUGAUUUUUAUAUGUAAUUAAUUUCUACACCGGGGAAAUACACGAAGCAAAGCUUGAAGACAGACAAAAGUCUUGACGCUUGGUCCGACUUCAAGGCAGGAUUUGUUGUAGAAAUUAAAGUAAUGAGGACACCGAACUUUAUGAUUUGACCGUUUAACGUUAGCUACCCAAAAAUCCAACAUUACCUGAUACAAAAUGGGAACCGCAAAUCCACGUUUCGGUGUCUGGAAUCCAGUUGUUUCUGUGAAUUGCAGCGAUCCAUUUGUCUCUCUUAAGCUUAUUUUUCAUCAGUCUAUAAAACGAUAACUCUGAUUUCUUGCUAAAUCUAUGAGUACAGUCGAUCCCACAACAACUUUUUCCCAUUUUAGAUGUUUUCCAGUUGCUCAAACUGAAAGUUUACGCUGCCACUCAGUCUCUCUGCCACUCAGUCUUUCUGACACUCAGUCUUUCUAACACUCAGUCUUUCUGUCACUCAGUGGUUUUAACCCGCUGUGAAGUCCCAUCUGUGACGUCAUGCGCAUUCCCUCUAUAUGGACCGACCUGAGACUGUUGUUUUCUUCUGUAUCUGUACGAGCUGCAGAUCUGUACAAGUGUGUGUAGAGGGUCUGGUGUGGGGGCGAGGACUUGUAUGUUUUUGUAUUUUUUCCAUAAAAACCAAUAAAAAAGUUUUCCACCAAACCCGUGUGAAUGAACACGUUGCUGUCGUCUUGAGCUGCGUCGGUCCAGCGUGCACGCUGAUGUAGAACCUGUUUGGGUUCAGCAGCUGCAGAGUUAGAAACACCAACCGAUCAUGAGUGAAAGGACCAGAAGGGAGGGAUGUUUCUGGAGAGAAACGCACCACCACACGCUUCUUCUUUUCUUACUUUGUGAUCAAAUCAGGUUUCUGAUAGCAUUUGUCCCCUGGAAUAGUUGGUUUUUCCCAGUGUUG